Messenger RNA from Diuraphis noxia (Russian wheat aphid), 1149 nucleotides. RefSeq lists its product as uncharacterized. The record is from RefSeq and is a predicted model, not a curated record. Gene Ontology annotation, biological process: DNA repair; telomere maintenance. Gene Ontology annotation, molecular function: DNA helicase activity. NCBI's taxonomy places the organism in Eukaryota, Metazoa, Arthropoda, Insecta, Hemiptera, Aphididae.
AUGCGUGUAGUACGUAGAGAACGACAGUCAAAUAAUGAUGAUGUUGUUAACAACAGAGGUUCAUGGUCGAGAAAAGAUUAUUCUGCUAUGAAAUGUGAGUUAACGGUGGAUUACAAAAAUAACCCAUCAGUUUUUAUAGGAAAUCCUACAAUAGUUUGCCAGUUUUUAGACUGUAGUGUAAUUAUUUGGGACGAAGCGUCAAUGUCCCAAAAAACUUCAGUAGAAGCUUUAGAUAGAACGAUGCGAGACUUGCGUCGUAAUAAUAGUCCUAUGGGUGGCUGCACAGUGUUGUUAUCUGGGGACUUCCGUCAGAUUUUUCCUGUGGUUACAAGAGGGGCAAAAGCUGACGAAGUCAACGCGCCUUUGAAAAGAUACUACUUAUGGCCUUAUAUAAAAAUAUUAGAACUUAAAACUAAUAUGAGAGUGCUAUGUACAGAUCAAGAUAAUAUAAAUGUUGUCAAAGAUUUACUUUUAAUAGGCAAAGGYGAAUUUAAAGCAACGAAUGAUAAAAUAAAUAUUAAAAGUUUCUGUAAUUCAGUACCCACUAUAACAAAAUUGAUUCAAAAUGUGUACCCGAACAUUCAAAAUAUAUCUUCUAAAUUAUUGAAAUGGUUUGACGCUCAAUCACAAAUGUACUAUUCAGUUGAUACAGUUUUAGAAAAAGAGGAUGCAGUCCAUUUCCCAACUGAAUUUCUUAACUCUUUAACGCCUUCUGGAGUUCCACCACAUACACUGAUUUUAAAAAUAGGGGCACCUAUUAUUUUAAUGAGAAAUUUGAGCCCACCCACACUUUGCAACGGUAUAAGACUACAAAACAAAAAAUUGAGAAGUUCAUUACUCGAGUGCAUAAUAUUAACAGGCUGUGGUAAUGGAAAAACUGUUUUAAUACCAAGAAUACCAAUUAUACCCUCAGAUUUACCUUUUAAGUUUAAACGUAUUCAAUUUCCCGUUAAAUUGACAUUUGCAAUGAUUAUAAAUAAAGCACAGGGACAAACACUUAAUGUUGCUAGAAUUGACCUAAGCGUUCAGUGUUUUUCUCGCGGUCAAUUAUACGUAAUCCUGUCACGUGUGACAUCCAAAUUUAAUUUGUAUAUUUUUGCCCCUGAUCCAGAAAAAGUUGAUAACGUUGUUUACAAAGAAAUUUUUUAA